Molecule: messenger RNA, 2131 nt
Organism: Pyrus x bretschneideri (Chinese white pear)
Lineage: Eukaryota; Viridiplantae; Streptophyta; Magnoliopsida; Rosales; Rosaceae
Product: myb-like protein X
Exons: 2
Coding region: 217-1896 (559 amino acids)
Source: RefSeq, a predicted model, not a curated record
UUCUUUGGAAUUAGUGUUGACAUUAGAUCCGGUCAUUCUCCACUGAAGUGUGGAAGGCGCAAACACACACACUCUCUCUUCCUCUCAGUCCGACAGAGAACUGCUUUGCCAUCUACGAGCCCUGCCUUUUACUUCCCCGCUCAACAUUUUGACAACUGCCUGCCUGCUUCUCAGGGAGAAGUAGAGAUACUGGUAGGGUACUAGGGGGCAUACAUCAUGAUCAAGCGGGUGCCAAGUAGGAACCAGAGAACCAAAGGAAUCAAGGUGAGGCAUGUUCUGCAGAUCUGUCUGCUGCUUGGGGUGUGCUUUUGGUUAAUCUAUCAGGUCAAGCAUUCCCAUGAUAAGAAAGUGGCAUUAGAUAAGAAAGAUGAAAAAACCCCAACCAGAAGCCUGAGUGAAGGUGAACUUCUGAAACUUGGGAGGAAAGACCUUCCAAAACUUGAAGUCCCUAAAAAUGAGAAACAAGAGGAAGAGGAUGAAGUUGAAGGAGCAGGAGAGGAAGACGAGAAACAUCAAGUAGAUGUGCAUGAAGAAGAGGAUCCGAAACAUGAAGUAGAAGCACAUGAAGAAGAGGAUCAGAAACAUGAAGGGGAAGAGCGAGAAGAAGAGGAUCAGAAGCAUGAAGUAGGAGAGCAAGAAGAAGAGGAUCCGAUGGGUAAGCAAGAAGAAGAGGAUCUGAAGCAUGAGGUGGAAGAGCAAGAGGAGGAAGAAAACAGGAAUGAAGAGACAGAGGAUGAGGAAAGAGGAGCUGGAGAUGAUGAGAUAGAUGAAAAUGAGCAAGAGGGAAAUGAAGUGGAAGUGGAGCACGAUGAGGAUUUUGUAGAUGAAGAGAAAGAAAGAGAAGAUGAUGGGAAUGAGAAGGAUGGUGAAAAGAAAGACGGUGAAGAGAGAGAGGAUCAAGAAGAACAUGAGAGUUCAUCAGAUGAUCAAGAUAAUGAAACCCAUGAUAAGAAUGCUCAUGAAGCACGAGAGGAGAAUUACAAGGGGGAUGAUGCUUCUAGUGCAGUGGCCCAUGAAGUUACAAGCACUGAAACUGAGAAAGUAAGUUCGGAAAACUUAAAUGAGAACCCAGAAGCUACUAUGCUAGAAAAGGACAAUUCAACAAUGGUGGAAGAUAGAAUGGCUGAAAAUGGUACUAUUUUAAAUGUAGGUGCAAGUGAAGAGAAAGUUAAUGGUAAUAUGGCCAAUCCUGCGGAGAGCUCACUUUUACAUGAAAAAGUGAAAACACAAUCAAAUGAUGAACCAGAAGCAUGGAAUAACUCAACAAUGGUGAGUGCCGAAGCUAACGAUAAUUCAACAAUAGUGAGUACAGAAGCAAGCAAUAACCCUACAGAAACCAACCAGGCAACUGGUUCAUACCAGCAGAACGGUACAGAGAUCGUAUCUGAGUCAGCUCACUCUGAAAUUGCGACAGUGGAUGGUAUGAGUACUGGAGAAAGCGUGGACAUACAAACCAUGGUUAUGGAACAGGCUAACAACACAGCUUCUCAGAACAAUGAAUCUGACUCAAAUUCAACAAUAUCCACUAAAAUUGAGAAUGCAGAUGGGGCAUUGGGAGAAUCAUCUUCCUUCUCUAAUAAGGUAGCGACUAACAUGUCAGAGAAUAUCUUAAGAUCUGAUGGAACAGUUGAAACAGAGGGUGGUUCUAGAUCUUCAUCGUUAAAGGAGGCCACAGAUGCCAUUCAGAAUGAAGAGUCUAAUGGUACAAGUGAAUCGGACAGGACAGAUGAAGGUUCAGACUCCACAAAUGGGACACAGGACGCAACUCAGCGAGAUUCAAUUGAUUCUUCUGAUUCCCAUAUCACCCAAGAAAAGAAAGAGGUUCGCACGGAUCUAACUACAUUGCCGGAGAUAACAACCAAGGGGAAUGAGAAUGGAGAGGCUGCAGCAGAAUGAUGAUCGUUGUCUUUGGUUUCUUCUGGCGCUUGAUGUUUUCAUGCUUGCCUUUGCAAAGCAACUAGGUUAGUUAUUGUGAAUUUUAAUCUACGGCUAGAAAAUCAAUAUAGCUGUUAAAACAUUGGCUAGUUUAUAUCACCCGCAGGUUUAAUCUGUAAUACUAAAUCCAACCGUCUGCUGUGCUGUUUAUUUGCACUUUUGUCUUUCUUUUCAUUUAUUCUUUUAUUUGCACCUU